AUGGUCAAGUCCUUCGCGAACUUUGCGACGACCAUCGCCCUGGCGAUCGCGGCUGCGAGCGCUGCCUCCCUGCCCGACGGCACGUGGCCCGCCAGCACGGGCACCGUCCAGUUCUCCGAGGCUCACAUCGUCAAGGCCGGCGAGGUGUUCGACGGCAAGAUGCAGACGUACGAGCGCUCCGACAUCUCGUGCGAGGGCCAGACCGAGAGCGGCGCGUCCACCGCCGUCUUCAAGCUCGAGCCUGGAUCCACCCUCAAGAACGUCAUCAUCGGCAAGAACCAAAUGGAGGGCGUUCACUGCGAUAAGCACGACUGCGUCAUUGAGAACGUGUGGUGGGACGACGUGUGUGAGGACGCGCUGAGCGUCAAGGGCGGCACCGCCUCCAGUGUCACGACGGUCACGGGCGGCGGCGCUCGCUACGCCGACGACAAGGUCAUCCAGCACAACGGCUACGGCACCGUCAAGAUCGACGGCUUCUACGGCGAGGACGUCAGCAAGCUCUACCGCUCGUGCGGCACGUGCGGCGACAAGCAGCGCAAGGUGGACGUGGCCAACGUCUACGUCGUGAACCCGACCAAUGCCGUCGUGACGGUGAACAAGAACUGGAACGACGAGGCCACGCUCAGCAACGUCUGGGUCAAGUCCAGCGGCAAGAAGACGGUCAAAAUCUGCCAGUGGUCGCAGGGCAACGCCGACGGCGAGCCCUCCAUCCUGGGCCACGGGCCGUCCCCGCCGCUCUGCCAGUACUCGGAGAGCGACGUGCGCGUGAACGAGGACAUUUCCCAGGCGGCGCAGACUUCGACCGCGGCGUCGGCUUCCGCUUCGGCUUCAUCGUCGCAGACGCCCGCACAGCAGUCGUCGUCCUUCAGCGAUUCAUCACUCGCUUCGUCAGCCGCGGCGUCAUCGCAGACGUCGUCGAACUCGUCCACCGAGGCGUCCGAGGCGUCUGCCCCCGGCACGGUGGCGCCUGUGGAGAGCGGCAGCCUGGAGCACAGCAGCAGCAGCAGCAGCGGUUCGACUACCGACCCGACUACGCAGAACUCCAAUGCCGGUUCACCUACGCAGAGUUCCAGCACGGGCUCAACCGCUCAGACGACAGGCAGCGACUCAACCGAGCAAACCGCCACCAACACGACUGUGGGCGUCCCCGACGGCACGUGGCCAGCCAGCGCGGGCACCGUUCUGUACUCGAAGCCGUACACCAUCAAGGCCGGCGAGGUCUUCGACGGCAAGAUGCAGACGUUCGAGCGCUCCGACAUCACGUGCACCGACGGUGAGGGCCAGAAGGACUCCGCCGUGUUCCUCGUCGAGGCCGGCGGCACCCUCAAGAACGCCAUCAUCGGCAAGAACCAGAAGGAGGGCGUCCACUGCGACGACCACGACUGCACCAUCGAGAACGUCUGGUGGGACGACGUGUGCGAGGACGCGCUGAGCAUCAAGGGCGGCACUGCUUCCAGUGUGACCACCGUGACCAACUGCGGCGCGCGCUACGCCUCGGACAAGGUGGUGCAGCACAACGGCUACGGCACCGUCAAGAUCAACGGCUUCUUCGCGCAGGAGUUCGGCAAGCUCUACCGCUCGUGCGGCACGUGCGGAGACAUCCCUCGCACUGUGACGGUGGAGAACGUGUACGCCAUCGACCCGCUCGUGAGUCUUGUGACGGUGAACAAGAACUACAACGACCAGGCCACGCUCAAGAACAUUUAUGUCAAGACGACAGACGGCAAGGGCGACGUCAAGGUGUGCCAGUGGUCGCAGGGCAGCAAGACGCCGUCCAACCUGGGCGACGGACCGUCGGGCACGCUCUGCCAGUACACGGAGAGUGACGUCCACAUCAACGAGAAGUAA
This is a messenger RNA of Phytophthora sojae, 1848 nucleotides long. RefSeq lists its product as hypothetical. The record is from RefSeq and is a predicted model, not a curated record. Gene Ontology annotation, cellular component: extracellular region. The transcript is spliced from 2 exons. Lineage: Eukaryota; Oomycota; Peronosporomycetes; Peronosporales; Peronosporaceae. Bases 1 to 1848 code for a protein of 615 amino acids. Gene Ontology annotation, biological process: pectin catabolic process. Gene Ontology annotation, molecular function: pectate lyase activity.